CCACCACCACCUUCACCCGGCAGCCGCUGCAGCGGAACAAUGGGAGGAUCACAGGCUACGUGAUAUUCCUCACCACGGACCAAACUGUCGGUGACUGGGUGAUGGGGGAAGUGACGGGGGACUGGCUCACCCUCACCGUCCAUGGACUGACGCCUUCAAGGAAGUAUUUGCACAAGAUGCACUCUCACAAUGUCAAAGGUUUUGGUCCAUUCUCCUCCGUGGAAAGCUUCACGACUUCCAGCUGUUGACAAGAGCAUUGGUGAGCCCCCUGGCUGGUGUGUGGAGCGAGAGGCCUGAUUGUGCUGGUGAUCGCUGGCGUGGCAGGAGCCAUGACCAGCUGGGGGCCUUCUUGGCCACCACACUGUACUGCCGCGGGUCAAGGCGGAGCCCAGGCCAAGCAUUGUUCUUGGCGGCAGCUGCAGUGAGAGCAACAAGCCUGGCGUCCAGCCUCCAGACCUGUGGAUCCAUCACGGCCACUUGGAGCUGAAGAACUUUGACAAGGGUGAGCGCAGCAACUCCCCCAACCACGCCUCCAUCAUCCAGCACACAGGAGUCGCGUCACAUCACAAUGGAACCAAAAAAGGACGAGAAGGGACAAGACAAGAAGAAAAGGUCUUCUGCUGCCGCUGCUGCCUCUCCUGAUGAUGAUGAGCAACAAGAAGACACUCAAGAACAACCUGCCAAGAAAGUGAAGGGACGAUCCAAGAAGAGGUCAUCGUCUGCUACCGGGGAGACACCCCCUCCUCCAGCCCUCUUGCGUCACCAAUCCACUUGGACACAGAGCCCCAACCUGGUCGUGAUGAUGCUGGGGGGCGCGGCAGGUCCCUGGUACCCCCGCCUGGUUCAUGGCCGCCUCGCACAAGACCAAGGUUGUCGCAAAGAACAUAUCCAGAAUUGCACUCAUUUCCGAGGAGGCGACGAAAUACACGGCACAACAGGUCAGAAGGUCAAGGAACGCCCCAUUGCCAGCACCUUCUACGCACCCUUCGACCUUUACGAGCGAGGCAAGUUCGACGAGAUCCUUGAGGGGAUGGUCAGCUCCCACGCCCAGAACGAGGACAUGGCCAUUUCCGAAGCCAUGACCAGCAAGAUGUUCGAGGACGCUAAGACUGGUGUUAGCCUGGACCUGGCGGCACAGAUCCUGCAGCAGGGGCGUGACCACGGCAUCGCUGGAUACAACCGCUGGAGGCACCUCUGCGGCCUCCCGAAAGCUGCCUCCUUCCAAGGCCUGAGUGACGUCACUGCCCCGGAAAACAUCAAGAAACUACAAGGGAUUUAUAAGCAUGUGGAUGAUGUGGAUCUCUUCACCGGUGGACUCGCGGAAAAGCCAAACUGUGGAGCGCUGGUCGGGCCCACGUUUGGCUGUUUGAUUGGUCGCCAGUUCCACCACCUGAGGCGAGGCGAUCGUUACUGGUAUGAGGACGACAUCCCGCCCUCCUCAUUCACUAAGGAACAACUUUACGAGCUCUGCAAGACCAGCCUGGGACGUGUGAUCUGCGACAGCAGUGACAAGCUCCAGCACGUCCAGCCCAAGGUCAUGCUGGAGGCUGAUUCCUUCCUGAAUGCCCCAAUGGCCUGCCAGGGGAAGCAUAUCAAGGGUGUGGACCUGAAGAAGUGGAAGACCGCCAGCCCCAACUUCAUCAUUCCCGACAAGAUGCUUCAGGAGAGCAUUGAGAGGGCCAGGCGCGACAUCACCAACAUGAGGGACUCCGAGUGGAACCUCUGGGAAGCACCACACACACCAACUGACCCAGGACCCAGAACGAAGCGACAGACUAACUCCCGACCCAGACUGACCCCAAGCGGACACCCCAGGACGCAACGCCCGACCUGGGGGGGCCAACGCGUGACCCCUGACCUCAUGCAAGCGCUGGUGGGCAGGGGGUCGGAAGCGCAGGGGAGUGAGGACUUGAAGUUGAGUCCGAGGGUUAUGCGGGAGGCCGAGGAGCUUCUGACGGAUUGCUUUAGCGCGGGUGUCAAGGCUUGGGGGAUUAUGAGGCAACACGAACGGCAGCUGUGGCAGAAACGUCAGGCAGCAUAAGGGCACGAAAAACACGCGCAGCUGACCGCCAGCUGAAGGACUACUGAAUCCGGGUCACCAAACAACGUCCUCGACCUGAUGGAAGUGUUGGCAAACAUUGACGUGAGCGACAUCAUGGAAAUCCCCAGUGUGUUUGAGUGUGACGACCAGACCUGCCUUGCGACCAUACACCACGAUUCCGUACGGCGACAGGAUGGUGCAAUAACCUGAAUUUCCCGUCCUUCGGCAAGUCAUUCCGGGCCAAGAGUCGUCUGUUGAGGCCCUCCUAUGAAGGUGGUCUAUCAAAACCCUGAGCUACGUCAAUCACAGGUCAGCCGCUUCCCUCCCCUCGGCUAAUCUCUACGAACAUGCACAACAAUGUCUCGGCUCCUCAUGUUCGCUACACCCUCAUGGUCAUGCAAUGGGGGCAGCUUAUCGACCAUGACAUCAUCUUCACGCCCAUCAACAAAGGUUACCGAGAGCAGAUGAACCAGGUCACUGCAUUUGUGGAUGCCUCACACACCCAUGGCUCAGACAAGUGUGAACAGAGACAGCUGAGAAUGCUAACGGUGAGGGUU
Eriocheir sinensis (Chinese mitten crab) is the source of this 2598-nucleotide messenger RNA. Its product is annotated as peroxidase-like protein 3. The record is from RefSeq and is a predicted model, not a curated record. Gene Ontology annotation, molecular function: peroxidase activity; heme binding. Gene Ontology annotation, biological process: response to oxidative stress. The transcript has 15 exons. The coding region runs from base 569 to 2041 and encodes 490 amino acids. Lineage: Eukaryota; Metazoa; Arthropoda; Malacostraca; Decapoda; Varunidae.